Molecule: messenger RNA, 780 nt
Organism: Protobothrops mucrosquamatus (brown spotted pit viper)
Lineage: Eukaryota; Metazoa; Chordata; Lepidosauria; Squamata; Viperidae
Gene: THY1
Product: Thy-1 cell surface antigen
Exons: 5
Coding region: 1-780 (259 amino acids)
Source: RefSeq, a predicted model, not a curated record
AUGACAGCCCUCGCCUACUUCCGGUUGGGGUUGAUGGAUACACCUUGUGGGAGGGGCCGGGCCAUGCAGAUUCAGAACAGGCUCUCCGCCUGGGUACCGCAGAGGCGGGGAGGGUCGUCCGAAGGGGCGGGGCCUGUUGGGAAGCCCGCCCCUUCGCAGAGGCACCUCGUGCAGCCGCCCCAGCCUGCGCCAGACGGGGAGAGCGGUUCUGGCGCCCGGACGUGGCUCGGGCCGCAGACGCUGCCGUGUGCCAGGCGCCCCCACCCCACAACUCACCCACCCAGGAAGAUGCUGAGAUCAACCAUCAGCCUCGCUCUGCUUUUGGCAGUGCUCCAAGUCAGCCAUGGCCAACGGAUCAAAAGACUAACGGCUUGUUUGAGCGAUCAAACCCUGCGGAUAGACUGUGCCUAUGAACGGAAAACUACCAAUCCUCUAUCCUAUGAAUUCCGCCUGUCCAAGGGCACCGGUGAUGGAAUAGUGGUGGCCGGCAACUCCAAUGUAGCCAGCGCUCCCUACAAGCUUCGGACCAACAUCAUUACCAGCAACGACCUUGUGUGCCUGUACCUCAAUGGCUUCACAACCAGCGAUGAGGGAGUCUACACCUGCAAGUUGAAGAUCACCAAUGAUUAUGAAGACAUGCAGUCCAAGAACAUCUCUGUGGUCAAAGCCCAGUUGGCGAGAUGCGCCGGGAUCAGCGUCUUCAUCCAGAACACCUCCUGGCUCCUCCUGCUCCUCCUGUCGCUCCCAUUGCUGCAAGCUGUGGAUUUUGUGUCGCUUUGA